This is a messenger RNA of Notolabrus celidotus (New Zealand spotty), 2038 nucleotides long. Its product is annotated as olfactory receptor class A-like protein 1. Gene Ontology annotation, molecular function: pheromone receptor activity. The coding region runs from base 599 to 1540 and encodes 313 amino acids. Gene Ontology annotation, cellular component: membrane. Gene Ontology annotation, biological process: G protein-coupled receptor signaling pathway. The record is from RefSeq and is a predicted model, not a curated record. The transcript is spliced from 3 exons. Lineage: Eukaryota; Metazoa; Chordata; Actinopteri; Labriformes; Labridae.
AAAUGAAUCCUGCUUUCCUUUGACAUUCAAAUGCAUCACUUAGGUGAAUCUCAGCUGUGGAAGAUGUAAACAAAAUGCUGUUGUAGAAGCAAAACUUCAUCCAAAAUCGACCCUGCAGCAGCAGUUUCAGACUUUGAAAUAACCACAAGUAAACAAUCUUGUCACUGAUAGCCUUGCUUUUGUAGCUCAUAAAGAGGCAUACAUAUUAAAUUCAGAGUUUUUCAUAACCAGUGAAAAUAUUACCACAGGAGCUUUAAAGUAGGUCUCCUGAAGUCUACCACAAAGUAUCCAGUGUGAGAAUAACAGCUGCAAACAUUUACCUGAGAAGAGUCACAGCUAACGAUGCCUGAAGCAGACCUUAUCCCGGCCGCUCUCUCCACCAGCGGUCGCCUUGUUUGUGUUCUUAUACUUGCAAACAGGUCCUCCAUCAGGGAGCCUCCUCCACUGUUGCCAUGCUACAAAGUUGUUAUCAUGAAAUCAUGAAAUAUGGCCAUAUCUUUCGGACCCUGAAUCUCACCUGGAAAGUUUGGAAAGGGACAAAAAAUCCCCAACAACAAAGAACAGAGCUGGAAGUUCUGUUUGUGUCGGCGUCUCCGUCAUGGAUCUGUGUGUGACCAUCAAAGGGGUCUCCUUCCUCUUACAGACAGGGAUGGGCAUCUUGGGGAACACUGUGGUGCUGCUGGCGUACAUCAACAUAAUUUUCACUGAACCCAAGCUCCUUCCUGUGGACAUGAUCCUCUGCCACCUUGCCUUUGCCAACCUGAUGCUUCUUCUGACCCGCUGUGUCCCCCAGACCAUGACUGUGUUCGGGCUUCGAGACCUGCUCAAUGACCCCGGGUGUAAAGUGGUUAUCUAUGCCUACCGCAUCGGCCGGGCCUUGUCUGUCUGCAUCACAUGCAUGCUCAGCGUGUUCCAGGCGGUGACCAUCGCUCCUGCUGGGCCACAUUUGUCCAGAUUGAAGCCGGCUCUUCCCUCCUUGGUGCUUCCCACGUUUGCAGGACUGUGGCUCCUCAACAUGGCCAUAUGUAUAGCAGCCCCUUUCUUCUCCAUGGCGCCACGAAACGGCACCGUCCCAGCUUUUACCCUCAACCUCGGCUUCUGCCAUGUGGACUUCAGAGACAACCUGUCCUAUGUGAUCAAUGGGGUGGCAGUCUCUGGGAGGGAUUUUGCCUUUGUGGCAUUGAUGGUGGGCUCAAGCGGCUACAUACUGCUGCUUCUGCACCGCCACAGCCAUCAGGUGAGAGGGAUCCGUCGCUCCCAAGGCGGCGGUGCAGAGACAAGAGCGGCAAAAACAGUUGUCACAUUGGUUGUCCUCUAUGUGGUCUUCUUCGGGAUUGAUAACGUGAUCUGGAUCUACAUGCUGACAGUGGCAAAGGUGUCACCAGUGGUGGCUGAUAUGAGGGUGUUCUUCUCCUCAUGCUACGCCUCUCUCAGCCCGUACUUUAUCAUCUCCUCCAACAAGAAGGUCAAGGCCAAGAUCGUGUGCGCAGUGGAGCAAGAACAACUGUCAGCAGACACUCAGGAGUCGAGUGACAAAUGACUCUGUCUCCAACAUGACAAGCUAUCAACUGACCUGCAAGACAGCAGAGUUGCUGCUGUCAGACCGCAUCAUUUUGAAAACAGCUGCAGAGUUGACUGUCAUUUAGUGAAACAGUGGACACUUUAGAAAGUAGUAUAGAGAGUAGUGUCUUUAAGAGGUAGGGCAGGUAUUUCUCCUGCACUCGCCAAUGUCAUUAGAGCUAAAAAAAUAUAUAUCUAUAAAUGAAAUGGACAGAAUUGAUGUACCAAUGUUAAAGGUUGAUGUUUUUCCUCAUGUUAAACAAAAUACGUAACAUCCAUCCUUUCAAGUCCGUUAACUGAGUUGAUUUGCUGCUUUUCUUUGUUUUUUAAUGUUGGUCAUACAAAGCAGUUAGGACAGGACUAUAGACUACAGUGCAGUUGAAUUUGACCGUAAAAUUUCCGCAGUUAUAUGCCAGGUUCUAAUAUUUUAGAGUGAAUAUCCGCGAAAACAUAAUUCUGACUUAGUCAUCCAAAGGAA